AUGGAUGGCGAAUUGGCACGAUCUAGAGGGACAGAGUUUGAGGAAGAGCACAUGGACCGUAAGGAGAUCGACUCAACUCAUAUGAGUGCAAACCAGGAUAGCAGGCCAGAGACUGAUGGUAGUGUCGUCGAAGUUGAUGAAAAUGAAAGCAUGACUUUAGCCGACCAACGGGAAAGUCUCUCUAAGAUAUACGAAGAAUCCAAAAAAGAGGCCAAAGAAGGUGAUCCUGUAUAUGUAAUACCUUCUUUAUGGUUUGACGAAUUCCUGGAUCCUGUAAAUACCGAAAAAUCCGCUUUGGGUCCGCUGAAUACCAGCACUAUUUGUCGCGAUUAUGAAAACUUCGUUUUGGCCGACUACAACUCAAAUCCGUACCUUUCAGUGCCGCAGAGUAUUUUUGAAAAGCUUCGGGAGUGGUAUGGACUUUCUGCCGGCUCUAAGCCUUUAAAAACAGUGUUAGUCAAGGAUGAAAAUGGUCAGCUCGCUCCUGAGUACGAUCGCUGCUACGUUAGAAUACAUCUAUUGAAACAAAAUUCGGCAACAAGGUUUUCGGGUAGUAUCACCAAACCGCUGUUUUUCACUAUUUCUAAAUUGAGCACUUUAAGAAAAGCCAUACAAAAGUGUCUCAAGGUGCUGGAAGAUCACGAAUCUGAUCUCGACCUAAGAACACAUCGGUUCAGAAUUUGGCAGGCUCAAGCUUCCCAACACCUUGGUCAAGGCUCGCAGCUGUCACAAUGUUAUCUUUUGGAUCCUUUGGCGUUCGCUAAACUUCCGCUAAAACAGAGACUUCGCCCUGAGUCCUUCGAUGAAUCUGUCCGAGACUUGAACACUCCUGUUCUAGACCUUGUUGCGGAAUUUAAGCUCUUCGACUCGGGAGAGCACUGGCCAUCAAAUUACUACUAUCACAAUAAGCUUCGCCCUCCAAGCGGAACAGUAGGUCUCUCAAACCUGGGGAACAGUUGCUACAUGAACUCAGCACUUCAAUGCCUCGUUCAUAUCCCUGAACUGAGGGAUUAUUUCCUAUAUGGAAACGUUGAGCAUGAAAUAAAUACGAGUAAUCCAUUAGGUUACGGUGGCCAGAUAGCCAGAAAUUUCGCUUCAUUGAUAAAAUCACUAUUUGACGAACAGCAUCCAAACCUUUCCACAUUUCUACCACGAGCAUUCAAAUCUACGUUAGGACACCAUAAUUCAAUGUUUUCCGGGUACCUACAACAAGACUCGCAGGAAUUCUUAGCAUUUCUGUUAGAUGGGUUGCACGAGGACUUGAACAGGAUUGUGAACAAACCGUUUGUUGAAAAACCAGAGCUUUCCUUGGAUGAUGACGUCAACGAUGCAAAGACAAUAAGUCGUCUAGCCAAUGCAACUAAGGAAAAGCACAAGUUAAGAAAUGAUUCGGUUAUCAAUGACCUUUUCGCCGGAUUGUAUAAAUCCACCCUUACUUGUCCGGUUUGUCAAAUAGUAUCCGUUACAUUUGAUCCCUUCAGUGACUUGACACUCCCUCUCCCCGUUGAGAGUUUCUGGAACAGCAAAGUGCUACUAUUUCCUCAAAACUCGCCGCCUUGUGUGAUUGAGGUUGAACUAGCCAAAGGUUCAAACUAUCAGGACCUUAAGCGCUAUGUUGCGAAAGCCGCGGAUCUGAAAGUCGAAAGCUUGGUAGGCGCAGAAGUUUUCAAUCAUGCCUUCUACAAUAACUACGAAUCCGCAACUUCUGACUCAAAAUACCUUCCGAUCAAUGACCUGGCCUCUGAGGGGGAUACGAUUGUCUUCUACGAACUAACUCGUAAUCCAAAUACUGUUAUCGUUCCUGUUCUAAACACCAAAAUUGAAGAAGGUUUUCGUAGUCCAAAGUUGUUUGGCUAUCCGUUUUUUAUCACUUUAUCAAAAGACGAUCUAAACUGCUACGGUUCAAUCAGAAAGCAGCUGAAGAAACACUAUGCAAAUUUGAGCGGAAACUUUACCGCCUUUCUAACACCAGCAGCCACGGAACAUUCCAGAGCAGAGCCAUCGGAACUAUUGAAGAAAAAGUAUCCGAACGUGGAUUUCACCAAUUUCAGAAAGGACAUUGAAACCGCUUUUCCGGGCAUUCCAAUCGAGGACUUUUUCUCAAUAAAGGUCCUGAAUGGCCUCACACAAAAUGAUUCCUGUUUAAGUUCGGUCGAUACUUUAGAAUUAUGUGCCCCAGGUCCUCGAGUCAAUUUGAACGCCAGCAUUGAUGUAACAACGCUAAUGAAUAAUGUUACGAAAGACAUAUACGAUUAUCAGAAUCUGGUCAAUCAAAAAGAAGAAAUUGAAGAUUAUUCCUUGUCGAUAAAUCAGCAAGAAGAUGUUACGAAACAUGACGUGGAGGACGGAAGUCAAUCAGAUAUGGAUGUUGACAAUGAUUGUAAUUCCGCACCCGUUGAAGAGAAGUCAGAAGAGAAUAAGGAAACUGCUGAUGAGGAAACUUUCUCACAGCCUAUAUUAGUCGGGCCAGGACAAGCAUUAGUAUGCCAAUGGGAAAGUGCUGCGGUGGACAAAGUAUUUUCGAACGAGUCAGAGUUCUCGUGGGACAGACCCGCUGAACUCAGAAACUCAGAACUAGAGGCCGCUCAAGAAGAAAGAAGUAAGCAAAGCAGGAAGCAAAUAACGAUUGAGGACUGUCUGAACUUCUUCUCCAAGCCAGAAGUUUUGGGAACAGCAGAUUCUUGGUACUGUCCUCGCUGCAGAGAGCACAGACAGGCCACCAAACAAAUUCAACUUUGGGAAACCCCUGAAGUUCUGAUAAUGCAUUUGAAAAGAUUCGAAAAUCGCGAUUCAUUCAGCGACAAGAUCGCUGAUGUAGUAACCUUCCCAAUAACAGGUCUCGAUAUGUCAUCCCACCUAGCAAGCGAAAAAGACAAAGGAAGUGAUAUAUAUGACUUGAUUGCUGUCGACAAUCAUUAUGGAGGGCUCGGUGGUGGUCAUUACACAGCGUAUGCGAAAAACUGGGAGGAUAACAAGUGGUAUUACUUUGAUGAUUCGCGAGUGACGGAGACAGAUUGCGAACGAUCAGUUUCCGAAGCGGCAUAUCUUUUGUUCUAUCGGCGCCGAGCGAUUGGCUCAACUAAUGAAACCUUCAAAGUACAAGAGCAACUAUCUGUUUGGCGCGAAGAGCACAACCUAAAAAUCGUCAAGUUCAAUGAGAAACAGGCAGAGUUCUUUCAGGAGAAUCCAUCUGAUGAGGACGAGAAUGAGGACGUGAGGGAGGAUGUGGGCAAUUUUCAAAGUUUGGGUACUGGUAAGGGUCUCUCUCACUGCGUUGCAAGUUUAGAAGUUGGUAGCUCACCUUUGGAUUCAUGUCCAGACGAGAAUGAUGGCAGAAGAAAGUUGAGAUUACUGCAUAAGAACUACACGAGUGCAUUACCCAAUAAUUUAUAG
Lachancea lanzarotensis is the source of this 3393-nucleotide messenger RNA. RefSeq names its product LALA0S11e03312g1_1 (gene UBP12). The transcript has a single exon. Gene Ontology annotation, biological process: protein deubiquitination. The record is from RefSeq and is a predicted model, not a curated record. The coding region runs from base 1 to 3393 and encodes 1130 amino acids. Gene Ontology annotation, molecular function: cysteine-type deubiquitinase activity. Lineage: Eukaryota; Fungi; Ascomycota; Saccharomycetes; Saccharomycetales; Saccharomycetaceae.